Messenger RNA from Rhincodon typus (whale shark), 9848 nucleotides. RefSeq names its product neurobeachin a (gene nbeaa). Gene Ontology annotation, cellular component: membrane; cytosol. The record is from RefSeq and is a predicted model, not a curated record. The transcript has 55 exons. Gene Ontology annotation, biological process: intracellular protein localization. NCBI's taxonomy places the organism in Eukaryota, Metazoa, Chordata, Chondrichthyes, Orectolobiformes, Rhincodontidae. The coding region runs from base 1 to 8436 and encodes 2811 amino acids. Gene Ontology annotation, molecular function: protein kinase binding.
AUGGCGAGCGACAAACCGGCACUGCCGGUAAACAUGCAGCCUCCGGCUCCGGCUGGAGCUGGAGAAGACACCGGCUUAGAUACUGGAGGAGAAGCCGGGGCCGGGGGUCUGGAGCUUGGCACUAAACCACAGCCACCACCGCCGACAGCGACAGCAGCAGACACGGUGGGUUCGAUGGUGUCCAUCUCUGGCAUUAACCCUUCUGUGCCCAUCAGGAAUAUUAAGAUGAAAUUCGCCGUUGUCAUCGGCCUCAUCCAAGUUGGGGAGGUCAGCAACCGGGAUAUCGUGGAGACUGUGCUUAAUUUGCUAGUUGGUGGAGAAUUUGACUUGGAAAUUAACUUCAUCAUUCAGGAUGCAGAAAGCAUAGCAUGCAUGAUAGAACUUCUUGAACACUGUGAAGUCACCUGCCAGGCUGAGAUUUGGAGUAUGUUCACAGCCAUUCUGCGCAAGAGUGUACGCAACCUUCAAGCAAGCACAGAGGUUGGCCUCAUUGAACAAGUGCUAUUAAAAAUGAGCAAAGUGGAUGACAUGAUAGCAGAUUUGUUGGUUGAUAUGUUGGGCGUUUUAGCAAGCUAUAGCAUUACUGUCAAGGAACUCAAGCUGCUUUUCAGCAUGCUGCGUGGAGAAAAUGGAUUUUGGCCAAGGCAUGCAGUUAAAUUACUGUCAAUUCUAAAUCAGAUGCCACAGAGGCAAGGCCCAGAUACCUUCUUCAACUUUCCUGGACGGAGUGCAGCAGCCAUUGCUUUGCCGCCUAUUGCUAAGUGGCCUUACCAAAACGGUUUUACUUUGAAUACUUGGUUUCGCAUGGAUCCACUAAAUAAUAUAAAUGUGGACAAAGACAAGCCAUAUCUCUAUUGCUUUCGAACAAGCAAAGGAGUUGGCUAUUCAGCACAUUUUGUUGGAAACUGUUUGAUUAUAACAUCAUUGAAAUCGAAAGGAAAAGGUUUCCAGCAUUGUGUAAAGUAUGAUUUUCAACCGAGAAAGUGGUACAUGAUCAGCAUUGUGCAUAUCUACAAUCGCUGGAGAAAUAGCGAAAUUCGUUGUUAUGUCAAUGGUCAGCUUGUUUCCUAUGGAGAUAUGGCUUGGCAUGUCAACACUAAUGAUAGCUUUGAUAAGUGCUUCCUGGGUUCAUCAGAAACUGCAGAUGCAAAUAGAGUAUUCUGUGGUCAGCUUGGAGCAGUGUUUGUGUUCACUGAAGCACUUAAUCCAGCGCAGAUAUUUGCAAUACAUCAAUUAGGACCUGGAUACAAGAGUACCUUUAAGUUUAAAUCGGAGAGUGACAUCCACCUUGCGGAACACCAUAAACAAGUUUUAUAUGAUGGGAAGCUGGCUAGUAACAUUGCCUUUACAUAUAAUGCCAAAGCUACUGAUGCACAGCUUUGCCUUGAGUCAUCGCCAAAGGAAAACCCCUCAAUUUUUGUACAUUCUCCACAUGCACUAAUGCUGCAGGAUGUAAAAGCUAUUGUGACUCACUCGAUUCACAGUGCAAUCCACUCUGUUGGUGGCAUUCAGGUUCUUUUCCCACUUUUUGCACAGCUGGACUGCCAUCAGCCAAAUGACAAUCAGCUAGAGACAACAGUUUGUGCAACCCUUCUAGCCUUUCUAGUUGAGCUACUAAAGAGCUCAGUGGCCAUGCAAGAACAAAUGUUGGGUGGAAAAGGCUUCUUGGUAAUUGGCUAUCUCUUAGAAAAGUCAUCCCGAGUUCAUAUUACACGAGCUGUCCUGGAGCAGUUUUUGUCCUUUGCUAAAUAUCUGGAUGGUUUGACCCAUGGAGCACCUUUACUAAAACAGUUGUGUGAUCACAUCCUGUUUAAUCCUGCAAUCUGGAUUCAUACUCCUGCAAAGGUGCAGCUUUCACUUUAUACUUAUUUGUCUGCUGAAUUCAUUGGCACUGCUACUAUCUACAGUACUAUACGUAGAGUAGGCACUGUACUGCAGCUAAUGCAUACUCUCAAAUAUUACUACUGGGUAAUUAAUCCAUCUGAUUGCAGUGGCAUAUCUUCCAAAGGGCAAGAUGGCCCUCGUCCAUCUCAGAAAGAAAUUAUUUCAUUGCGGGCUUUUAUGCUGCUAUUUUUGAAGCAACUAAUUUUGAAGGAUCGUGGUGUCAAGGAAGAUGAGCUUCAAAGUAUUCUUAACUACCUGUUAACCAUGCAUGAGGAUGAAAACAUUCAUGAUGUUUUGCAACUGUUGGUUGCACUGAUGUCAGAGCACCCUGCAUCCAUGAUACCUGCUUUUGAUCAACGAAAUGGGAUACGUGUUAUUUACAAAUUAUUGGCUUCAAAAAGUGAAAGUAUCCGUGUUCAAGCACUAAAAGUUCUGGGAUACUUCCUCAAGCACCUUGGUCAUAAAAGGAAGGUGGAGAUCAUGCACACACACAGUCUGUUCACUCUGCUUGGAGAAAGGUUAAUGCUUCACACCAAUACUCUUACUAUAACGACAUAUAACACACUUUAUGAGAUUUUGACUGAACAAGUUUGUACACAAGUUGUUCACAAGCCUCAUCCAGAACCUGACUCAACAAUAAAAAUUCAAAACCCAAUGAUUCUCAAGGUAGUUGCCACUUUGUUGAAAAAUUCUACACCAAGCAAUGAGCUGAUGGAAGUUAGACGUCUGUUUUUAUCAGAUAUGAUAAAAUUAUUCAGCAACAGUCGGGAAAACAGAAGGUGUCUUUUGCAGUGUUCAGUCUGGCAAGACUGGAUGUUCUCGCUUGGAUAUAUAAAUCCUAAAUGCACGGAUGAACAGAAAAUAACAGAGAUGGUCUAUAACAUUUUCCGUAUUCUUCUGUAUCAUGCAAUUAAGUACGAAUGGGGAGGCUGGCGUGUUUGGGUAGAUACUCUGUCAAUAGCACAUUCUAAGGUCACCUAUGAAGCUCAUAAGGAAUACCUAGCCAAGAUGUAUGAAGAGUAUCAAAGGCAAGAAGAGGAAAACAUCAAAAAAGGAAAAAAGGGUAGUGUUAGCACAAUUUCUGGCCUUUCCUCUCAAGCAAUAGGAUCCAAAGGAGGCAUAGAAGUCAGAGAAAUUGAAGAUGGUUCCCAGACUCAGAGCCCAGAGAGUGAAACUGACUACCCUGUCAACACGGAUUCUAGAAAUCUCCUAGUUGAAGCAAGGGUAUCCAGUAGUGGUGCAGACAGUUCAGACAGGCCAACAACAGGAGUACAUGUGGAGGUUCAUGAUCUCUUGGUGGAUAUCAAAGCAGAGAAGGUCGAUGCCACAGAAGUAAAACUUGAUGAUCUAGAUCUCUCACCUGAGACACUGGUUGCAGAAAAUUGUAACCUGGUCGAGGUAGAAUCUCUUUUGGACAAGGUUUAUACUUCUGCUGUGGAGAAACUACAGAACAAUAUUAAUAGCACCUCCAUUUCUCAACAGAGAGAACAGAGAGACAGUGGUCCCUUAAUAUCUCUGGUAGAUGAAAAGGAUAAUGAACCUAUUAAUAGUACAUCAUUUCUCUUUGAUAAAGCAACAAACCAUCAGGAAAAACUACUGGCUGAAUUGCCAGCUGCUGACAAUCUUUCAAGUACAACUGUGCCAGAGAACCAAAUACAUUCAAGUGCCAGCGAUGACCUGGGGCUGUUAGCUCAUAUGACCAGUAAUUCAGAUAUUACAAGUCCAAAAUCUAUAAUUGAGGAUAAGGAUUUCAAAAUUGCAACAAAUUUGGAAGAAAUGAGUAUCCUGUCUGAAUCAGAAGGAAUUGUUGCAAAAGCAGUGGAAUAUACUGAAAUGAUUGGCACAACCAUUGAUUCAGAACUAUCUUCAAAAAAGACUGUAGGUAACUUGGAUGCUGCUAGCACAGUUUCUGAUACUGACAGAUCUGAUGAUGGCAAAGAACCAGGGAAAGAAGUUAAAAAGAUUCAAACCACCACCACAACUCAGUCCAUUCAGGGACGAGGAGGUGGGUUUCAAGAAAGAGACCUGCGUGUUGAUCUUGGUUUCCGAGGAAUGCCAAUGACUGAGGAGCAGCGCCGACAGUUUAGUCCAGGACCACGAACUACCAUGUUCCGCAUUCCUGAAUUUAAGUGGUCCGCUAUGCAUCAGCGUUUGCUGACAGAUCUGCUUUUUGCUUUGGAAACAGAUGUGCAUGUUUGGCGGAGCCAUACUACAAAGUCUGUGAUGGAUUUUGUGAAUAGCAAUGAGAACAUUAUUUUUGUUCACAAUACAAUUCACCUCAUUUCUCAAAUGGUGGAUAACAUCAUCAUUGCUUGUGGUGGAAUUUUGCCUUUGUUAUCAGCAGCCACCUCCCCAUCUAGUUCUAAGACGGAGCUGGAAAACAUAGAAGCAACUCAAGGCAUGUCGACAGAGACAGCAGUAACGUUCUUAAACAGGCUGAUGGCCAUGGUUGAUGUCUUAGUUUUCUCGAGCUCACUCAAUUUCAGUGAGAUUGAAGCAGAAAAAAACAUGUCAUCUGGAGGCUUAAUGCGGCAGUGCCUGAGACUUGUUUGUUGUGUUGCUGUGAGAAAUUGCUUGGAAUGCCGCCAGAGACAAAGGGAUAGGACAACAAAGAUUUCACUAACCAGUACUAAGCCCCAAGAGAGUCUUCAGAGUUUAACAGGAUCUGGUGCAGGCAAGACUGGUGUUGAAAGUAUCGCUGGCAACCUUUCUCCAAUUAAAGAUCCUGACAGAUUACUGCAAGAUGUGGACAUUAAUCGUUUGCGAGCUGUUGUCUUUCGUGAUGUGGAUGACAGUAAACAGGCACAGUUUUUGGCAUUGGCUGUUGUAUACUUUAUCUCUGUACUCAUGGUAUCAAAGUACAGAGACAUACUGGAACCACAACGUGAAAUUGCAAGAUCUGGAAGCCAGAUAAGUCGCAAUAUUCGGCAAGAAAUUAAUUCACCAACAAGUACAGAGAAUCCUGUUACUUUCCCUGAAGGCAACAAAGAAAAAGAAAUUCUAACACCAAUUGAAGAUAUACAAGUUGAAAGCUCUAUUCCACAUACUGAUUCAGGAAUUGGAGAGGAGCAAAUAACUGGUGUUAUGAAUGGCUCUGAUUUGGAAACAGCAACUGUGCCAGAUACAAUGAGUGAACUUUUAUCUUCCUUGUCCUCCGAAGUAAAGAAAUCCCAAGAAAGCUUAGCUGAGAGCCCAAUUGAAGUGCUGAAACCAAGUUCAUCUGUAACGAGUGUCAGUCAAGGAAAAGGCAUGAAUGUCAAGGAAAUUCUGAAAAGCCUUGUUGCAGCACCUAUGGAGCGUGCAGAAUCUGGACCUGAACCUGUAUCAUACCCUGAUCCAACUGUGAAAAGAGAAGCUCAGACUAUUCUUCCAAUGCAGUUUCAUUCCUUUGACAGGAGUGUUGUUGUACCUGUGAAGAAACCACCUCCAGGCAGUUUGGCCGUUAAUACAGUUGGUGGUAUCGGUACUACGAGUAGUCUCGUCACUGGCAAUACAACCAACGUAAUCUCUCCUGCAACAGCCACACCAAAAAGUAUGAUAAAUACUACAGGUGCUGCGGAGGCUGCUUCCACUUCGUCCUCUUCUUCCUCUUCCAGUUUUGUGAAUGGUGCAACCAGCAAAAAUCUUCCUGCAGUACAAACAGUUGCUCCAAUGCCAGAGGAUUCUGCUGAAAAUAUGAGCAUCACAGCCAAACUUGAACGAGCCCUGGAAAAGGUUGCUCCUCUGUUACGUGAGAUUUUUGUGGACUUUGCUCCAUUUCUUUCCAGAACUCUGUUGGGCAGCCAUGGUCAAGAAUUGUUGAUCGAAGGCCUGGUGUGCAUGAAGUCUAGUACCUCUGUCGUAGAACUGGUUAUGUUGCUAUGUUCACAGGAAUGGCAGAAUUCCAUUCAGAAGAAUGCAGGACUGGCAUUUAUUGAACUUAUCAAUGAAGGAAGGUUGUUAUGCCAUGCAAUGAAGGACCACAUAGUUAGAGUGGCUAAUGAGGCGGAGUUCAUUCUGAAUCGACAGAGGGCAGAAGAUGUACAUAAGCAUGCAGAAUUUGAGUCCCAAUGUGCUCAAUAUACAGCGGAUAGAAGAGAAGAAGAGAAGAUGUGUGAUCAUCUCAUUAGUGCUGCGAAGCAUCGAGAUCAUGUUACAGCCAAUCAGUUAAAACAAAAGAUUCUCAACAUCCUUACAAACAAGCAUGGUGCAUGGGGUACCAUCUCUCAGAGUCAGCAAAAUGAUUUUUGGCGUCUGGACUACUGGGAGGAUGACUUGCGUCGUCGACGCAGGUUCAUACGCAAUGCCUUUGGAUCAGUACAUCCUGAGGUCCUGUUGAAAUCUUCAGAAGACUAUGGUGCAGAAGAGGAUGUUAUAAAGUCGAAGAAAACUUUCCGGACCCAGGCAAUUGUGAAUCAGAACGCGGAAACCGAGCUCAUGUUAGAGGGCGAUGAUGAUACCGUCAGUCUGUUACAAGAGAAAGAGAUCGACAAUCUGGCAGGGCCUGUUGUCCUGAGUACUCCAGCUCAGUUAAUCGCACCGGUGGUCGUUGCUAAAGGAACCUUGUCUAUCACCACCACAGAAAUCUAUUUUGAAGUAGAAGAGGAUGACCAAGGGUUUAAAAAAAUCGACCCAAAAGUUCUUGCUUACACUGAAGGUUUACAUGGAAAAUGGAUGUUCAGCGAGAUACGGGCAGUCUUUUCAAGACACUAUCUCCUCCAGAGCACAGCUUUGGAAGUUUUCAUGGCCAACAGAACUUCAGUUAUGUUCAAUUUUCCAGACCAAGCUACAGUGAAGAAAGUUGUAUACAGUUUACCUCGUGUUGGAGUUGGCACUAGUUAUGGAUUACCACAGGCCAGGAGAAUAUCGCUGGCUAGUCCUCGUCAGCUUUUUAAAUCCUCCAACAUGACACAACGUUGGCAACGGCGGGAAAUUUCAAACUUUGAAUACUUGAUGUUCCUUAAUACUGUAGCAGGUCGCACUUACAAUGAUUUAAACCAGUACCCUGUGUUUCCUUGGGUUAUUACAAACUAUGAGUCUGAAGAGCUGGAUCUGACCCUACCAGGCAACUUCAGGGACCUAUCAAAGCCUAUUGGAUCUUUGAACCCAAAACGUGCUGUCUUCUAUGCUGAACGCUAUGAGACAUGGGAAGAUGAUCAAAUUCCACCUUAUCAUUACAAUACUCAUUAUUCUACAGCUACUUCCACACUGUCAUGGCUUGUCAGAAUUGAGCCAUUUACCACAUUUUUCCUGAAUGCAAAUGAAGGAAAAUUUGAUUAUCCAGAGCGAACAUUCUCCUCCAUCACCAAAUCGUGGAGGAACUGUCAAAGAGACACAUCAGAUGUAAAAGCCAUGGAAGCGCACAUACAGAGCCUUGGACAAAUGCCAUCUCAGUUGCUUAUUGAGCCACAUCCACCUCGAAGCUCUGCCAUGCACCUGUGUUUCCUUCCACAGAGCCCACUCAUGUUUAAGGAUCAAAUGCAGCAAGAUGUUAUAAUGGUUCUAAAAUUUCCAUCCAACUCCCCUGUUACCCAUGUGGCAGCCAACACACUGCCUCAUCUAAGCACCCCUGCUGUGGUCACUGUGACUUGCAGCAGGCUGUUUGCAGUGAAUAGGUGGCAUAACACUGUAGGUCUUAGAGGAGCUCCAGGAUACUCUCUGGAACAGGCACAUCACUUGCCAAUUGAAAUGGAUCCAUUGAUCGCCAAUAAUGCUGGUGUGAACAAGAGGCAGAUCACAGACCUUGUGGAUCAGAGCAUUCAGAUUAAUGCACACUGCUUUGUUGUGACAGCAGAUAAUCGUUACAUCCUGGUUUGUGGAUUCUGGGAUAAGAGUUUUCGAGUGUACUCAACAGAAACAGGGAAAUUGACACAGAUCGUGUUUGGACACUGGGAUGUGGUCACAUGCUUGGCCAGGUCAGAGUCCUAUAUUGGUGGAGAUUGUUAUAUUGUAUCUGGUUCUCGUGAUGCUACACUUCUGCUGUGGUACUGGAGUGGCCGACACCACAUCAUUGGCGACAACCCCAACAAUAGUGAUUAUCCUGCUCCUAGAGCUGUCUUGACUGGGCAUGACCAUGAAGUAGUUUCUGUAUCUGUGUGCGCUGAACUGGGACUUGUCAUCAGUGGUGCCAAAGAAGGACCAUGUUUGGUGCAUACAAUUACUGGAGAUCUUCUUAGAGCCCUGGAGGGACCAGAAAACUGUGUCUACCCACGUCUUAUCUCUGUAUCCAGUGAAGGUCAUUGCAUCAUCUACUAUGAGCGAGGAAGAUUCUGUAAUUUUAGCAUCAAUGGCAAAUUAUUAGGUCAGAUGGAGACCAAUGAUUCAACUAGAGCAUUACUUCUCAGCAGCGAUGGACAAAACCUGGUAACAGGUGGCGAUAAUGGUGUAGUUGAAGUGUGGCAAGCCUGUGACUUCAAGCAACUAUAUAUUUAUCCUGGUUGCGAUGCUGGCAUCAGAGCUAUGGACCUGUCACAUGAUCAAAGGACACUGAUAACAGGCAUGGCUUCGGGCAGUAUUGUAGCUUUUAACAUAGAUUUCAACCGGUGGCAUUAUGAACAUCAGAACAGAUACUAAGCCAAUUUUAGGGGAGGCGGAAGUGUGAUUGCCAGUUCUAGCUGAGAGCACAAGUGCUGCAGUGAACAUCCAGGCAUAAGUGGUGGAACAUGAUGCCCUCUGCAUUGAUGUCUGUUAUACAUUCCAUUACAUCUAGCAAUAGUUGUACAUUGUAUUCUUUAUGUGUAAAAGCAAUCACAAUGGUCAUUUUCUUUUUUUCUAUCACUGAGCACCAGCUACAACAAAUGAAUGCCAUAUUAGUUUAUCAUUCAGUAAUGUAAACUAAUUGAAUCAGAAUGUUAAUUAAUUAAUACUUCCAAGUAAUUCUAUUAAUAAUGUGUCAUAAAAAAGAUUGUGAAGAAUGUAUCCAGUUAUUAUUCUUAAUACUGCAAACUAAGAGACAAGCAUUUUAAAAAAUGCAUUCUUCUUCAUUUGCAGCCUGUACCCAAUCUAUGAAAUAAUACUUUUCAUAAAUUCUACUUUAAUUCAUUACCUUUGAUAGAAACUGAAAAUCCUGAAAUAUCUGUUUCUUAACCAGUUUUGAAGUUCCAUCAUGCAGUCUAUAUACCUAGUGUUCCUUAAGAUAAUUUUUCCAAAAAAUAUACUGGUGGAACUCAGUAGAAAAUAACUAUCAUUUAUAGCAUUGAGGACAAAGUUGACUUGGUUAUCUAAUUUUACAGUGUGGCAAUGAGAGCCCCAUUCAAUUUUGUGUUGUUAUUUUACAAACACAGUUUGGUUUCUAUACACUGUAAAAGUUAUAUUAAUGAGGUGAAUAUUAUGAGAUCUCAGCUUCUCCAGCUUAUAAACUGCAUUUUCAGCUUUCCUAGUAGGCACAAGAUUAGGAGUAAAUUGCAUUUUUUUUUACUGUAGCAAAAAUCAUUUAAUAAUAUUUCUGGCAUACUAUUCAAAUUAAACACAUACACGGGGUAAAAAAAAUCACUUCAUGUUUUCCUCUUUGUAUAUUUGGUGACUGUAUUGUCAAAAGUCAUAGAUGUACAUAACUGUGUUGGUAGGGCUAAGAGGCAUGUAAACAGGAAUGUAGUUUUCUUGGAAAUUACACUCACUCGCAGUUGUUUAUUUAAUUAAAUAAUUAUUGGAUUCUUUGUAUUGGCAUUUUGCACCAGAAACAUUAUUUAUUGCUGUGAUUAUUGAUUUGCCAUCCACACUGUAAUAGUAAAUUUUAGCACUGAGUUCUUUACUUGUUGUUUGUAUUUAAACAAUUAAAACCAUGAAGAAAGUCUGACUGCGUAAUUAAGUUGUACAUCACAUACGUGAGCAAUAUUAUGAGUUUUUAGUCUAGAAUUGGGAGGGGGGAAUUAGCAUCUGGAAAACAACUUCAUUUCAUCUGGAAAUCAUAGUGAAAUAUUUUGGAUAUACAAAAUCCUUGAGCUAUUGUAACGCUGUUUUAUGGCAAAGAUGUAAAAUAUGCCAGA